Molecule: messenger RNA, 372 nt
Organism: Trichomonas vaginalis G3
Lineage: Eukaryota; Parabasalia; Trichomonadida; Trichomonadidae
Product: profilin (actin-binding protein) family
Exons: 1
Coding region: 1-372 (123 amino acids)
Cellular component (GO): cell cortex
Molecular function (GO): actin monomer binding
Source: RefSeq, a predicted model, not a curated record
AUGUCUUGGGAUGCAUAUGUAGAUUUACUCGCAAAGCAAACGCACGCAGCUGCUAUUAUCUCUGUAGAAGGGGCACUGUGUGCAAAAACCAAUAACUUCUCUGCUACACCCACAAACAUGAUUCAUUGGUCGAAGAUGCUGAAAGAUCCCUCUCUUGCCCGCCAGCAUGGAAUUCCUUUUGAUCAAAGAAAGCUUUUCCCUUUGGAAUAUUCAAAGAAUUACAUACACGCCAUGCAAGAUGAGUGGAACGUUUAUAUGAAGAAGACCAAUACUGUUGUUGUUAUUAGUGUAUGUGGUGGAGGAAAGCCACAGAUUGAGGCUAAGAAUCAAGUUUUUAACGUUGCCAAGAUUUUAUUAGAUGCUGGCUGUUAG